Messenger RNA from Poecilia reticulata (guppy), 4774 nucleotides. NCBI's taxonomy places the organism in Eukaryota, Metazoa, Chordata, Actinopteri, Cyprinodontiformes, Poeciliidae. The record is from RefSeq and is a predicted model, not a curated record.
AUAACUGCCGAGUAGGAGGAGCUUUGGUUUCUGGAAGCUCCGCGGAGCAGAGCGUCCGAGCAGCGCUCAGGCGACGCUGGGAGGACUGCGAGGUGAACCGACGGUCUGAGAAGUGCAGCUGGAGCAGCGAAGACGGGGUGUGACGCUGUAAAGAGGAGUUCACCCGGGCUGUGAGUCGCACGAACGGAGGAGUGGACUGUCCGUGUAUCCCGGGAAGCUGUAACGCAAAGAGCCGUGGAUGUGGGGACCAGCGUAGCCCACCUGGAUCCGCGCUGUAACCCGACUCUGAUGGACUGAGCGGCGCUGUCCGCCGGCUCCGCUCCCGCUUCUCAUCCUCUCUGAGCUCCACAUGCAGAGCCGAGGGAAAGUGUCAGGGAGCGGACACAGCAGCAGGAGAAGAAGAGUUUCUCAUGUUUGACAGCUUUGCUUUCUGAGACACCGGGAGGCUCAACUAAAGGCGGGGCGGAACAGGGGGUGGGGGGGCUCCCAGACUGGACUGCUGAGCUCUCCUCGUCCCGACACCCCAAUUGCACCACAGCUUUAUUUUGGGGGGUGCAGGGGGUCGACGACGGAGGCAACAACUGGGAACAAGAAAGCUAUUUUGUAACUCUUCCCAGGCAGCCGGUGUGUUGUCGUUUGUUAUUGUGAAGCGGUCAGCCGCCCCUGGCCUCCGGUGUCCACAUCCAGGAGCAUUACCAGUUUGGGGGGGACGUCUGUAUUUCGUGGAGGUGUGGGUGAUAAUUCAUCCCCGGCCGGGCUCGGACUAUGGCGGACGACGACAUUCUGUUUGAAGAUGUGUACGAGCUCUGCGAGGUCAUCGGAAAGGGUCCCUUCAGCGUGGUGAGGAGAUGCAUCAACAGGGACACGGGCCAGCAGUUUGCUGUCAAAAUCGUGGAUGUGGCCCAGUUCACGUCCAGCCCUGGUCUCAGCACAGAAGAUCUAAAGAGAGAGGCCAGCAUCUGCCACAUGCUGAAGCACCCCCACAUCGUGGAGCUGCUGGAGACCUACAGCUCCGACGGCAUGCUCUACAUGGUGUUUGAAUUCAUGGACGGGGCAGACCUGUGCUUUGAGAUCGUGAAGAGGGCGGAUGCUGGCUUCGUCUACAGCGAGGCAGUGGCCAGCCAUUACAUGAGGCAGAUCCUCGAGGCGCUGCGUUAUUGCCACGACAACAACGUCAUCCACAGAGACGUUAAGCCUCACUGCGUGCUGCUGGCGUCCAAAGAAAACUCGGCUCCCGUCAAACUGGGUGGGUUCGGCGUGGCCAUCCAGCUCGGAGAGUCCGGAUUGGUGGCAGGAGGGCGAGUCGGGACGCCCCACUUCAUGGCGCCGGAGGUGGUGAAGAGGGAGCCGUACGGGAAGCCAGUGGACGUGUGGGGAUGCGGGGUCAUCCUCUUCAUUCUGCUGUCGGGCUGCCUGCCCUUCUACGGCACCAAGGAGCGACUGUUCGAAGCCAUCUGCAAGGGAAAAUACAAGAUGAAUCCCCGUCAGUGGAACCACAUCUCAGAGAGCGCCAAGGAUCUGGUGAGGCGCAUGCUGAUGUUGGACCCGGCGGAGAGGAUCACCGUGUACGAGGCUCUGAACCAUCCCUGGCUCAAGGAGAGGGACCGGUACGCUUACAAGAUCCAUCUGCCAGAGACCGUGGAGCAGCUGAGGAAGUUCAACGCCAGGCGGAAGCUCAAGGGAGCCGUGUUGGCCGCCGUGUCCAGUCACAAGUUCAGCUCCUUCUACGGCGAUCCACCGGAGGAACUCAACGACUUCUCCGAAGACCCCACCUCCUCAGGACUCCUAGCAGCAGAACCUGAGUGUCCAGCAGCAGGGUUUGAAGUUUACACUGAAAAUGAGACCGAGACCAGCCGACCCCUCUACUUUGCCCCCCUCACUCCCCCGGUUUUAAGAGAGGGGGAUCAGAGCAGGAUGGGACGGAGGAGAAGGAGCCCAGCUUUGGUGGGAACAAUGAUGGCUGUUGUCGGGCCUCGGUGCCACUCGCAGGCAGCCGCCGCCGUUCGCGCUCCACUGGUAUUUGUCUGCCAAUCGCUCGCUGGUUUUGCUGAGCCUUGUGCGUGUUUACGUCCCGUUCUGCUCUCUCCCGACGUGUGCAAGAUCGGCGUUUUCGCCAGGCGAUGCCUCGAGCUCUACGAUAAGAUCAACACCAAGUCGACGCCACAGAUCCGAAACCCCCCCAGUGAUGCGGUGCAAAGAGCCAAAGAGGUCCUGGAAGAGAUCUCCUGCUACCCGGAGAAGUACGAAGCUAAAGAGCUCAGACGGAUACUGACGCAGCCGCACUUCAUGGCGCUGCUGCAGGCCCACGACGUGGUCGCCCACGAGGUUUACAGUGACGAGGCUCUGCGGGUCACUCCUCCGCCCACCUCGCCCUACUUGAACGGAGACUCCCCGGAGAGUGCGAACGGAGACAUGGACCUGGAGAACGUCACCAGAGUCCGCCUGGUCCAGUUCCAGAAGAACACAGACGAACCCAUGGGCAUCACGCUGAAGAUGAACGACUCAAACCACUGCAUCGUGGCCAGGAUAAUGCACGGAGGAAUGAUCCACAGACAAGGAACGUUGCACGUUGGGGAUGAGAUCAGGGAAAUCAAUGGCAUCAGCGUGGCCAACCAGACCGUGGAGCAGCUGCAGAAGAUGCUGAGGGAAAUGCGAGGCAGCAUCACCUUUAAAAUCGUGCCCAGUUACCGGACGCAGGGCUCCUCGUGCGAGAAAGAGUCCCCCAGCACCUCCAGGCAGUCUCCUGCCAAUGGCCACUCCAGCAUUAACAGUUCUAUCUUGGACCUGCCGUCCACCAUCCAGCCAAAAGGUCGACAGAUCUACGUGAGGGCCCAGUUCGAGUACGACCCCUCCAAAGACGAGCUCAUCCCCUGCAAGGAGGCCGGCAUCCGCUUCCGCGUGGGCGACAUCAUCCAGAUCAUCUCCAAGGACGACCACAACUGGUGGCAGGGCAAGCUGGAGAACACCAAGAAUGGCACGGCGGGCCUCAUCCCGUCCCCCGAGCUGCAGGAGUGGCGGGUGGCGUGCAUCGCCAUGGAGAAGACCAAGCAGGAGCAGCAGGCCAGCUGCACCUGGUUCGGCAAGAAGAAGAAGCAGUACAAAGACAAGUAUCUGGCAAAGCAUAACGCAGACCUGGUCACGUAUGAGGAGGUGGUGAAGCUCCCUGCCUUCAAGAGGAAAACACUAGUUUUGUUGGGCGCUCACGGAGUGGGCAGGAGACACAUCAAGAACACGCUCAUAACCAAACACCCCGACAGAUUUGCCUACCCCAUCCCACACACAACCAGACCUCCAAAGAAGGACGAGGAGAACGGGAAGAACUACUACUUCUCCUCUCACGACCAGAUGAUGCAGGACAUCAGCAACAACGAGUACCUGGAGUACGGCAGCCACGAGGACGCCAUGUACGGGACGCGGCUCGAGACCAUCCGCAAGAUCCACCAGCAGGGACUUGUGGCUAUAUUAGAUGUGGAACCUCAGGCGCUGAAGGUCCUGCGGACGGCGGAGUUUGCCCCGUACGUCAUCUUCAUAGCAGCUCCAACCAUCACACCGGGCAUUAAUGAGGACGAGUCGCUCCAGCGGCUGCAGAAAGAGUCGGAGAUCCUGCAGAAGACCUACGCCCACUACUUCGACAUGACCAUCAUCAACAAUGAGAUUGACGAGACCAUCCGGCACCUGGAGGAGUCCAUGGACCUGGUGUGCACCUCCAGCCAAUGGGUUCCGGUGUCCUGGGUCUACUGACCCGCAUCGCCUGCCCCUCCGGUCGCUCCCGCCAUGUCCGAUCUUCAGCAAACAGAAUCUAGGAGUUAAAAACAAACAAAAAAAAAAUAGAAAAGGGUUGAGCUCUUGCUACUUUUGACCUAAGACUCCCUUCAGGGUACUGUGAAAGCAUCAACAGCACUCACCUGAAUCGAUCACGGUCUUGUAUAAAAUCAGAGAAAACCAAUACGUGAAUAUUGUCAUGUCUGUACUAGCUAGGAGGCUAGAUCUUUGUAGAUGUUUUGUUUUAAAGAGACAGUACUGUGUUCCCGUUCCUCCCAUGUCGGUGCGUUGCUUGCUCUCCGGACCUCCCGUCUCGCUGUGGUCCUGUUGUGAACCACCUCUAGUGAGACACUGGCAGUGGCUACCUUAUCAAGACACCGAAGUUAAAAGCACACAAAGCUUUUAACUACGUCUUCUCCAUCUUCUACGUCUACGUCUUCUCAUCCGUAGAUCAGCAGCUCAGCAUCACUCAUCCAGUUUCGGUCCGAGCCGUUUCCCUUUCGACAGCCUUUAAACUAGGCGCCCGGCGCUGUUCCACACCCAUCCAUCCAUCCAUCCACCCACCCAUCCACCCAUCCGUCCAUCCAUCCAUCCAUCCAUCCAUCCAUCCAUCCAUCCAUCCAUCCAUCCAUCCGCCUGCCUGGUACUGUCUCUUCUAAAUGAAUCCACAAGUGUUUCAGACAUUAGGAUGAGGUUGUCAUGCAUGUGAACAUUUUUGAGCUUCCAUGCUGUCAGUCAGUCAGUGUUCCUCAUGUCCCUCCAUGAACCUCCAUCAAACAAAAGAUGACUUAAAACAAUAAAAAUCACCCCAACAUUCCUGCUGUUGGACAGACUGAAUUCCACAUGAAGAUGGAGCGAGACAAAAAAACAGAGCUGGACGUUGAUUCGACGCCUAAGCACAUCCUUGGAGUUUCAGGCGACAUUUCUAAACCACAGAUUUAUAAAGAGAUCAACCAUGUACGUGAGCCGUGUUUGUAAGAAAAGAAAAUCUAAUAAAAGUCUUGAUUUGUUU